Ictalurus furcatus (blue catfish) is the source of this 4683-nucleotide messenger RNA. It is a transcript of the gene esama, whose product is annotated as endothelial cell adhesion molecule a. Gene Ontology annotation, cellular component: plasma membrane; adherens junction. Gene Ontology annotation, biological process: homophilic cell-cell adhesion. Gene Ontology annotation, molecular function: cell-cell adhesion mediator activity. The record is from RefSeq and is a predicted model, not a curated record. Bases 2931 to 4139 code for a protein of 402 amino acids. The transcript has 7 exons. Lineage: Eukaryota; Metazoa; Chordata; Actinopteri; Siluriformes; Ictaluridae.
UGGGAACGAGAAAAAAAGUUUUAUGCUUUAUAAAGUCUGUGCAUUGCCAGUUAUAUGGUUUAUUCUCACAGUAAAUGUAAAGAUACUUUCCAUUGUAUUUGUUACAGCAAUCACUGGCCUUUGGCUAUCAAGUCAUGACAUGCUGACUAUGAACAUGCCAUUUAUAUGCUGUUAUAAAUUCAUAGCACUUAUGUUUAAUACUGUACUUGGAUGUAAAUCCUUUGCAGUCUGGAACCCAUGGACAUCACCAUGAGAUGCUUUGCGAGGCCUUUCCUGCAGCCACCUUCAGUUACUGCUUGUUUGUGGGUCUUUCUGGCUUCAGUUUUGUUUUCAGUAAGUGAAAAGCAUGCUCAGUUGGGUUUAGGUCAGAUGACUGACUCAGCCAUUUAAGAACAUUGCUUUGCUUUGCCUUAAGAAGCCCUUGGGUUGCUUUUGAAGUAUGUUUUGGGUGAUUACCCCUCUGUACUGUGAAGCACAAUUCAAUUUUGCAGCAUUUUACUAACUCUGGGCACAAAUAUAGCUCUAUACACUACAGAAUCCUUCCUGCUUCUUCUAUCAGCAGUCACAUCUUCAAUAAAUACCAGUGACCCAGUUCCACUGGCAGCCAUACAUGCUCAUGCCAUAACACUUCCUCCACCAUGUUUAACAAUGUGGUGAUGUUUGGAUCAUGAGUCCUUCCUUUCCUUGUCCAUUCUCUUCACAUCAUUCUGGUACAAGUCAGUCUUGGUUUCAUCUGUCCAAAGAAGCUUUUUUUUAUUUUAUUUUUUUCUAGCAAAGUCUAAUCUGUCCUUUCUGUUCUUCAGUGUUACCAGUGGUUUGCAUCUUGAGAUAAACUGUCAGUAUUUACAUUCAUGAAGGCGUCUCUUGAUUGUAGGCUUUUGACAAUGAUACACCUACCUCCUCCAGAGUGUUCUUGAGUUGGCUAGAUGUUGUGAAGGGGUCUUAUUUGACCAAGGAAAGAAUUCUGCUAUCAUCCACUCUUCUGUGGUCUUCCAGGCUUUCCAGUGCAUUCCUACCAAACUGUUUUCUCUCUGAUUUGGUCUGUUUUGUUUUGUUUUUCCAACCUAACCAUGGCCUCCUUCACUUGCAUCGACACCUCUUUGGAACAGCUACCAAAUGCAAAUUCAAUGCUUGGAAUCAACUCCAGACUUUUUUUAUCGCCUUAAUUUGUCAUGAUAUAAUGUGAAAACAGGUCACACCUGGCUAUGAAACUGCUUAUCAGUCAAUUGUCCAAUUACUUUUGAUCCUGUGAAAAUGGAGAUACUAAAUGUAAAAAUGUAACUAAAUGUAAAAAAAAUUCUGUAAUUCCUAAACGGCUAAUGCAACAUUUUUGUUAAACCCCUUGAAUGAAAGCUGAAAGUCUACACCUCAAUCACAAUUUUGAUUGCUUCAUUUCAAAUCCAUUUUGGUGGUGUACAGAGGCAAAAUUUCAAAAAUUGUCACUGUCCAAAUACUUAUGGACCCAACUGUAUAUCAAAUCUCUAAAUCACACAUAAAAUCUGUCAUUAAAUGUGCUAUUUGAGUCACAUGUACUUACUUACUUAAUUGCUUGCUUUCUACUGAGCUCUAGAUUUGUCUACUUAAUCAAACUGGUGAGGAUUACUUCAGGGAUUAUGAAGGCAUGGCAAAGUAUCAGUAAAUUAGCUUUUGGCUUUAAUCUAAGGAGGACAAAGAAGCAUGUUUCAAGUGGGGGUCUAUUAUUAAGAGUAUGUGCAUCAGUGUGUGUCUCCAUGGUCUGUUUGGUUGGGUGGUUUUACAGACUUGUCCUCCCUUCCCCCUGCUUUUCCUAUAUCCUUUAGUCAUUGGAGUGUUUUGAGGAAGGGGGUUUAAUCUCAGUUCUUCACAUUCAUGUCGGAUUUAUUGAUGUACACAUACACACAGAAUAUGCUUCGAUACACAAAGAUGCCUAUUACUUGCUAUUUCUAGUGCACUGCAAACAGCUGAUAUGUAACUAUCCAGAAUCAGAUAGUAAAGGUGUAAUAUGAAAAUGUAUCACGGCUUUGCAAUUCCAUCCUUAAGGUUACAUAAUCCAUAUACAAUACAGUACCUAUUUUACUGUAGUUUCAGAUAUUAUGCAAAAAAUAAUUUAAAAACAAAAAGUGAAAUAAAUAUUGGGAUCACCAAGUAAGAAAAUAGUUUUUCCUAGUUCUUUCAGCACAGCAUCCAGGUUGGUUUCCCCAGCUAUCCUUUCCAAUCUGCAUGAUCUGAGAAAUUAGGAAAUAAGGUGUUGAAUUUGGUGACAGGUCACUAGGAGGAGGAUGAAGUAAUGAGACUUUAGUGAUCACUUCAAAUUUAGAUGCUGCAGUGUUUUUCUCUGGACAACAGGACUGCAGGGUUCUCUGUAUGCUUGUGCAGUUUGUGCUUGAGAUACUGCACACUCUGGAAAAGGCACUCAACCGUUGGAUUUUUUUUUUUCUCCAGUGCUGUUCAAAUCCUUUUGGCUCAUACAAGGUUAUUUAACUACAUUUUGCAAAGGAAGGAAACUGAGUGUUCUAUUUCAUAGUAAGAGUUUUACUAUUUGCAAUAGACAAAUAGCACCUUUUGAAAAAACAAGCACCCUUUCCUUAAUGACAUAAUGAUUUAUUUUCUAUUGUUUCUAUUCAGACUUAAGUUCUAUGUUCUUUUAGUCUCCACAUUUAAUUUUCCCAGCAUCAACCAAUGCAUGCCUCCAAGCUGACACCGACCUUAUUCAGUUUUGAGGAUGUGUGUGUUCUUUUCAGAGGAAUGCUGCUCGUUUGUGAGAAUUUGAGAUGAAGGAUAGAGUUGCCGGAGUCUUUCUCAUCCACACAGACACGCCCUAUCACUUCCCUAAUUACCCUCACUGAUCAAAGGCUUGAACUUUGUGGUCACACAAUAUUUAUUAUGUGGAUUACGUGCAAGACAAACAGUAGCAGUGCAGAUGUCUGUCUUUAGAGAUUAGUCAGCAUGAAAUGAGUCUUCUGGCCCAGCUUCAGAUGCCCCAGAUGAAUGUGGUGGUGAUUCAGGGGCAGACGGUAGUACUUCAGGCCUCAUACUCAGGAGGUGACCUCAGUUCAGCCACCAUCAGCUGGAACUACCUGUCUGAUCCCAAAGUGAUCAUUUCCUAUCUAAGAAACCCUGUCGUCAACGAGCAGUAUACAAACAGAGUGGGCUUUGUUUAUCCAAUGCCCAAUAACAAUCUGUCAAUCUACAUCAAUAACACGGUUGAGUCGGAUUCCGGAAAAUAUAUGUGCCAAGUUAUACCUGUCGGGACUUCUGGAAGUUUACAGGAGCUGACGCUUAAUGUGAUGGUUCCUCCUGCCACGCCCAUUUGUAAGCUGCAGGGAAAGCCAGAAGUCAAAGCUAAUGUGACACUCACCUGCUUGUCCAGCUCUGGCAAACCUGUACCCAUAUACAAGUGGUCUAAAACCAGCCCAACCUCUGAGUUCUUCUUCUCUCCCAUGCUAAAUCAGGUUACUGGCACACUGAAGCUGAAUAACCUGAGUAGCAACAUGUCAGGGAAGUACGAGUGCACAGCCUCCAACUCCGCAGGGGAGGCCAAGUGUUACAUCAACUUGGAGGUCAUCACCUCAGCUAAUGCUGGGGUGAUAGCUGGUGCCACAGUGGGUGCUUUAGUGGGCCUCAUCCUCAUCAUCCUUGUCAUCGUUUUCAUGUGUACACGGAGAAAGAAGGACACUGAGGAAGAUCUGGCCAAUGAUAUUAAGGAGGAUGCUCAGGCCCCUAAACGUGUCUCAUGGGCGAAGAGCGGCACAGGUUCAGACAUCAUCUCCAAAAACGGCACGCUGUCAUCCGUCCGCUCCAGCCCUCUACCUCAAGACACACACGACCACCACCACCACCACCAUUACCCUAUCACACAACCCACUUCUGACACAGCCUGCAUCAUCACAGGCAGCACAAGCUACCGGCCCCAACCUGCAGGCAUCUCCAGCACCCCGGAACACACUUUUCCCGGCUACAACACCAAUGCCACUGUGCCACGCAAUCCCCCAGCACCCUCCAGUUCCAACGGAGGCUCCCUACCUAGGAUUGAAGCUCUUCAGCCACCGACCUCACGUUAUGUUCCUGCCCCGAGCGGAGUGAACGCCUCCAACCUGUCCCGUAUGGGAGGCGUUCCCAUUAUGGUUCCUGCACAGAAUCAAGCUGGUUCUCUUGUCUAGGGCUGAAGUGGUUUAGCUGUUUGGAGCACCCUCACACUGGAACUCACACUGGAAUCGACUGAAUGUGGAGGUGGUUUUAUAAAAGGGAAGAGCUAUUAGAGUCUUUUCACUGACUGUCCUGAAAAUGUGCAGUGUAAUGUAAUCUUAUUUACAGAAUUUACUUUUUUAUGUUUCAUAUAUAGACAUAAAACCAUUGUUUUAAUUACAUCAGUUCAAUUAUGUAAUAUAUUCACUAUCGUUUUUACAAUGUAUUUCAAGAAAGUUACAGAAAGUCUGCUCUUGCUUUUAAGUGAAUGACACAUACAUUACUCCUGACUGUUAGCUAGAAUUACUUUUUUUUCAUUUAUGUCUUAAAUAUGUUAACACAUCUUGAUAGGAUUUUAGGCCUAGUACACAUUAUUUACAUUUUUUUUUUAUAUGUAAAAUCUUUUUAUAUUAACCUUAUUCCUUACUUGUACAUAACCAUCAGCAAAAGCAGAGGAAAAUAUAUGCACUGAACUGGCUGUUUUUGGAUUAAGUGCAGAGAAAUGUGUCUCUAAGUGUU